AUGGGCAACCACACCACAGUCAGGACUUUCCUUCUGUGGGGCUUUUCCAGUUUCCCAGACCUCCAAGUCCUCCUCUUUGUGCUGGUCUUCUUCUCCCAUGUCACCAUCCUGACUGCUAAUGCAUCCAUCAUGGCGGCCAUCAAGCUCAGCCACAACCUGCACACACCCAUGUACUUUUUCCUCUGUGGGCUGUCCUUUUCAGAAACCUGCACCACCAUGGUGGGCAUUCCUCGAAUGUUGGUGGACUUGCUCUCACACAGCAAGACCAUCCCUCUUCCUGAGUGCGCCACACAGAUGUUUUUCUUUUUUGGCUUCUCAGGAAAUAAUUGCUUCAUCAUGGCUGCCAUGUCCUAUGACCGGUACACGGCCAUUCACAAUCCAUUGCACUAUGCCCUCCGGAUGACCCCUAAAGUCUGCUUUCUGCUCAUGCUGGCCUCUUGGAUAGUUGGGUUCCUGGUCUCUCUGUGUGUCGUCAUCACUAUCUUCAACCUGUCUUUCUGUAACUCCAACAUCAUCCAGCACUACUUCUGUGAUAUCACUCCUAUUGUCUCCCUUGCUUGUGAUUACAAUUCCUAUCAUGAAGUGACUAUUUUUAUACUUUCUGCCUUUGUGCUGGUGGGAAGCUUUAUUUUAAUCAUGGUCUCUUAUGUCUUCAUUGGGUUUAUAGUUAUGAAGAUGCCCUCUGCCAAGGGAAGGUAUAAGGCUUUCUCAACGUGUUCCUCCCACCUGACUGUGGUGUGCAUACACUAUGGAUUUGCUGGGUUUGUGUACUUGAGACCUAAGAACAGUGAUUCAUUUGGUGCAGACAUGCUGAUGGCAGUGAUUUAUACAGUGCUGACACCUUUGCUUAAUCCCAUUGUUUACAGUUUAAGGAAUAAAGAAAUGCAGAUAGCCCUAAGGAAGGUAGUAGAAAAUGCAAAUAAGUUUAUCCUCAGAUAGCAAAUAGGAGAACCUGAACAUUUGAAAAGUUUAGAGAGUGCUGACAGGUAAAAUUUGAAUGUAGAUUAUCUUUUACAAAAGUCACUACA
Molecule: messenger RNA, 1028 nt
Organism: Erinaceus europaeus (western European hedgehog)
Lineage: Eukaryota; Metazoa; Chordata; Mammalia; Eulipotyphla; Erinaceidae
Product: olfactory receptor 10Z1-like
Exons: 1
Coding region: 1-939 (312 amino acids)
Biological process (GO): G protein-coupled receptor signaling pathway
Cellular component (GO): membrane
Molecular function (GO): olfactory receptor activity; G protein-coupled receptor activity
Source: RefSeq, a predicted model, not a curated record